This is a messenger RNA of Lindgomyces ingoldianus, 1449 nucleotides long. RefSeq names its product translation factor. Gene Ontology annotation, molecular function: tRNA binding; nucleotidyltransferase activity; double-stranded RNA binding. The transcript has 2 exons. Gene Ontology annotation, cellular component: cytoplasm. The record is from RefSeq and is a predicted model, not a curated record. Bases 203 to 1408 code for a protein of 401 amino acids. Gene Ontology annotation, biological process: regulation of translational fidelity. Lineage: Eukaryota; Fungi; Ascomycota; Dothideomycetes; Pleosporales; Lindgomycetaceae.
CAAAGCACCAUCUAUCGCUAAAUUACUUGAAAAGCUCUUUACGAAGGAUAACUUCACCCCUAAGGAACUGCGGAUUUGGAUCUGCCCUCAACGAGUCUCGCGGCAACAGCCUCAUCCGACCUAGUGCUCUGGUGCAGAUAUUUGUUUUUCCCUCAAACAUCGCGAGAUAGCAACUUCGCCUACCAAGAAGAGAGAGAAAAGAAUGGACGAUGCUGCAAGAUCCGGUAUGACAACGCGAAUACUCCCAAUCGACCGAUCACAUAUCUACGAUGUGUCAUUCGACUACCGAGAUUGCUCUCUGGAUUCAUUCGACUUUUCUCUGCGUGAAGGUCCUACGGAGACACACCUGAAAAUCGCGGCAGAGAAACUGCUCAAUUCCGACAUUCCCGUUGCCUUUCCAACAGAAACUGUGUAUGGCUUAGGAGCCAUCGCUACAAAAAGCUCUGCAGUCCAGGGUAUCUUCAAGGUCAAGGGCAGACCGGUGGACAACCCGUUGAUCGUACAUGUUUGCUCAGUCCAACAGUUGAGGCAGCUUCUGCAGCCCACGUCGUCGCAAGCUAGGUUGGACGCUACGCUAGACCCCAUUCCUAAUGUCUACAAGUCACUCAUCGAGAAAUUCUGGCCCGGCCCUCUUACAAUCCUUCUUCCAUGCCCAGAAAACUCGGAAUUGGCGCCCGAGGUUCAUCCGGGAUUAAAAACUUUCAGCGUCAGAAUCCCGGAUGAUCCUUUGGCUUUGGCUUUGAUCCAGCUUUCUGGUCCUAUCGCAGCUCCCUCGGCGAACGCUUCCACAAGACCUUCUACAACGACUGCACAACACGUGAAGGACGACCUUGAAGGCAAGAUCGAAAUCAUCCUCGACGGCGGAACUUGCGCAGUCGGUCUCGAAAGUACUGUAGUGGACGGCUUGUCUAAUCCUCCCUGCAUCCUCCGCCCAGGCGGCAUAAGCCUUCAGCAGAUUAGACAAUGCGAAGGUUGGGAGGGUGUCAUUGCUGGAUACGAUUGUCAAAGUACAACAAUUCCGAAGGCUCCCGGGAUGAAAUACCGUCACUACUCUCCAAGGGCCUCAGUCAUUCUUUACGAGGCGGGCAGUUCUGGCCCGAUCCUAGAGGAUGCACGGAAAGUGGGUGUCAUACGGACAAUGAAGUGGGAAUCACAGAUUGGUGGAGAUGCUGGUCCCAUAAAGGAUAGCUUAAUACCAAUCCCCAUCCGCUCCCCUAAGGGCACCCACUGGGAAGUAUGGUUGGGCGAUGACUUGGAAAGCAUAGCUAGAGGGCUUUUCGCUGCAUUAAGACACUUGGACGAUCAAGGGGUCGAUGCCAUUCAUGUCGAAGGUAUUCCGGAGACUGACGAUCUCGCCGCCACUAUCAUGAAUCGGCUGAGAAAAGCAGCUAUUCAAAUUUGCACAUAGGCCUCAUAGCUCGAAGCUUUAUACGUACGGUUUGAUCCAAA